Haemonchus placei is the source of this 2541-nucleotide messenger RNA. The record is from the annotation of a GenBank genome assembly. NCBI's taxonomy places the organism in Eukaryota, Metazoa, Nematoda, Chromadorea, Rhabditida, Trichostrongylidae.
AUGUUGCCGUACUGCAGCCGUCGGCUGUUGAAGUCAUUCAAGUAUGUUCUGGUACUGACCGCCAUUGUAUCGACUGUACUAAUCUACAAGGUCUCAUUUCGACCUGAUAUUGCUGUUCAACGCUAUCCCCCUCAACGUUUAUCUCACUAUGAAUGCCCUUGUAACACAUCGAUCUAUACUAAUUCUGGAAACUCACCUUAUAUUAACCAAAGCUUAACAGAACAUCGCGCUUUGCUUCUGUUAGAAAGCGCCUAUUCACGUCAUGGACGUCAACUUAUACAAAUUCUUAUCGCAUUGAAGUACCCGUACAAAGCAGAGACGUUCUCGAAGAAUCUGCCUCUUCUCACAACCGCCACACAUGGCCGUUAUUCUAUUAUUAUUAUUGAAAAUUACUACAAAUACCUUAACAUGGCAAAAUGGAAUCGCCAACUGUUGGAUAAAUAUUGUAUCGACUACAAUGUUCCACUAAUCUCCUUUCUGCAAACGAAACCCAGCAGCACGUUCCAAAAGGUGAAAAUCAAGGGCUCUCAACUGUACUUCUGGCAAAAUCAAGAAGUUAUCUCAUUGAAAGUAGCUGAAUCGGAUAUUCACCGCAUAUCCAAGAUUGGCGCAGAGAGAACGGAUAUCAACACAGCAGAAUGGGUCCUUUUCGAGGAGUCACCUUUGUACCCGACGGUACUCGCAGCAAGGGACGCCUUCGGAAGACCUAGGGCUGCCAUAGUUCACGAUCCCGGAAAGGUUGAUAGUGUACAACGCGUGCUUUUCGGUCACAAUAUAACUGAUUGGACAGUCAAGAUGACUUUCCUCGACGUUCUGUGGUACACAACAGGAGGUCGUAUUGGGUGGAGUUUGGAUCGUUAUAUUCAGAUCGAUAUCGAUGACAUAUUUGUUGGAGCUCGUGGGACACGUAUGAUAGAAAGUGAUGUUAGGGCACUGCUCAAAAGUCAGGAACAACUUCGUGAACACAUUUCGAACUUCUCUUACAUGCUUGGGUUUUCCGGUAGUUAUUUUCGUAAUGGAGAUGAUAACGAGGAUCGAGGAGAUGAACUUCUUGUGGAGCUGGCGCAAAAUUUCAUCUGGUUUCCACAUAUGUGGCGUCACAAUCAUGCACACGAGCAUAAUUUGACGUAUAUGGAAGCGACAAUGACUCAGAAUUUGAUGUUUGCUCAGAACAUGCGGCUUCCUGUGAAAUAUCCUUACGCGGUAGCACCGCAGCAUGAUGGUGUGUAUCCUGUGCAUUCGGAACUUUACAAAGCUUGGAAGCGAAUUUGGAAGGUGGAAGUGACUGCUACUGAGGAAUACCCUCAUUUCAAGCCAGCCUCAGGGAGGAAAGGGUUCAUCCACAUGAACAUUUCGGUUCUUCCACGUCAGACCUGUGGCCUCUACACGCAUACGCAGUUCUUUCACAAUUAUCCUGGCGGUCUUUCCAAGCUUACAAGCUUAAUUUAUGGUGGGGAGCUCUUCUUCACCAUUUUAAUGAAUCCGAUAUCUAUAUUCAUGACUCAUCAACAGAAUUUUGCGCAUGAUCGAUUGGCAUUGUUCACAUUCGAUAAUCUUGUGCGGUUUGUCAGCUGUUGGACUAACAUUCAGCUGCGUUGGCAAAACCCUAUCGAAUCUGCACGAAUGUAUUUCUCCUUGAUGCCGCAAGAGACUGUGCCGCUGUGGAGCAAUCCUUGCGAAGAUCCACGGCAUAAAGCUAUUUUACCACCUUCUUUAAAUUGCUCGAACUUCACUCUUCCGACAGUUCUUAUCGUCGGACCACAGAAAACAGGUACCACAGCUCUUGCGACCUUUUUAUCAUUGCAUCCCAAUGUAUCAACAAAUGCACCAAUUCCGGAGUCAUUUGAGGAGCUACAGUUUUUCGGUGGAGCGAAUUACCAUAAAGGAAUAAAGUGGUAUUCAUCUAAGUUUUCGCCUGCUCACGUCGUAUUCGAUAAGAGUGCAACAUAUUUUGAUAAUCCGGCUGCUGCUAAGCAAGCAUUCACCCUUGUUCCUAAUGCUAAAAUUGUUGUUAUUCUAUAUGAUCCUGCUAGGAGAGCUUAUUCUUGGUACCAGCAUAUGCUUGCCCACAAUGAUACAACUGUUAUUGCUGCUGGCAGUAUGGACAAGGUGUUGGAUGCUACCACUCCGCAACUGAGAAAGUUGAGACAAAGAUGCCUGUCAGGAGGGCGAUACACACACCACCUUGAUCGAUGGUUGGAACAUUAUUCUUUAUCAAAUCUGAUCCUUAUAGACGGUGAAGCAUUACGGGAGGAGCCAGUGCGGGUCGUGACGGAGUUGGCGGAUAAGCUUGGGCUUGCGAGUUUUGACUUCAAAGGCCACAUUCGUUACAGUGCCUCGAAAGGAUUCUUUUGUCAAGUUUCUAAAGAAAAAACGAAGUGCCUCGGACGUGGCAAAGGACGAGUUUAUCCACCAAUGACACCGGAUUUGUGGUCUCGUCUCAAUAAUAUAUUUCUCCCAGAUAAUACUGCGCUUCAUAAAUUUCUUGUAAAGAAUCACCUCCCGGUGCCAAGGUGGUUACGUAAGCUAUUGGAAGGAUAG